CAAAAAAACAUCCAAACAUAAACAAGAAUUGUUUUUAUUUUCUAUACAUCUAAAAGAAAUAUAAAAAAUAGCGCUCAUGAUGUUUUAACUAAAUAAUAUUAACAACCUGUUGAUAAUUCGAUUGUUCCAGGCCAUAAAAUUACCGCUUUUAUUAACCUAACCUUAUAUUUAAAAUUAAUAAAUUUAUUGUAGAUUAUGACUCCAUAUACUUUGGCUGAAAACGAAGAUUCCUUAGAUUUUUUUUACGAAAAUGAAAUUAUUGAAGAAACAUCUCAGAUUAUUUGGGAAAACUGUGUUAUACCUUCAACUCUCAGUAUUAUUCAUAUCAUUUAUAAAAUAGUUCUAGUAAAUUUUAUGUUUGCAAUCUUGGUUUCAUCAGUGAGAUUGGGGCAGAAUCUAUUUCAUGCUUUAUCAGGAUCCUGUGGAAUAUACUUAAUAAGCCAUCUCGAAUCAACUGAAGGAAAAUUACUAGUUGUGAUAUUUUUCUCCUUAUCAUAUUUAAUAUUAUUUACAAGUUAUAUACAAAAGAAGUAUUAUCCUAUUCAGAAAGAAAAUAUUGACAAAAUCAGAUACCUUAGCAGCUCAAACAUUAUAAAAUAUGCCUUAAUAAUAAUUCUAGUAUUAUGUGAAUAUUUUUUGAUGAAAACUGAAACAUGGAUGGAAAUUAGAGGUUUAGUGAUGAUUUUCAGUAUGAAAUUAAUAUCUUUAGCAGAUGAUAUUGAUAAAGAUGCCAUCGACUUUCCCAACUAUUUUCAAUACUUUGGUUAUAUAUUCUCUGGAGCAAAUGUGAUGUUUGGGCCAUGGAUUUCUUUUCAAGAUUAUAUUCUAAUGUACAAUCAACCAACAAAAAAGAAUCUCAAAUGGAUACUUAGCAUAGCUAGAGCUCUUUUACUUUCAAUAUUUUUUCUGACUGUUUCUAACUGCUGGACAAGUUAUAUAAUAAAAGAUGACAUGAACAUUUUUCUUGUAAGUUAUAAAGAAGCCUUGUCAUUUAGAACUAGUCAUUAUUUUGUCAGUUUCCUAUCUGAGGCAUCUAUGUUGGCUGCUGGUUUGAAAAAUAUCAAAAUAUGGAAUGAACCAAAUAAAUGGCAGUACAAAAUAGUAGAUCCACUGAAGAUUGAGCUUCCCACUGCUUUAGCUACAGUUGUUACUCACUGGAACAAGCCUAUGCAUGACUUUUUAAAGAAAUAUGUAUACAAAUGUUGGCUGCCUUUAGGAAAAUUCUAUGGCAUCCUUGCAACUUUUAUCAUGUCGUCCUUCUUGCAUGGGUUUGAAUUGAAGGUUUCUGUGGUAUUAAUAUCAAUAGGAAUUUUUUCUUAUCUUCAAUUUGCAGCUAGAGAUUAUUUUGCAAGAGCUUUUAAUUGUUGUAUACGUGUUUAUCCAUGUAGAGAUGGCUGUACACACAAAUAUAAAAGAUGUACUAUAAUUCCUGGUUGCUUUAGAUUAUUUUUUUCAGUUACAAAUAUCAUACAUUUGAUUUACUUAGGAAUGCUAAUGGACCCCUCAACUGAUGAUAUUGGUAUUAUUAAAAAAUGGAAAAAUCUCUAUUUUAUUAGUUUUUGGUUAAUGUUUGUAAAUGUUUUGAUUGUAAUGUGAUUUUUUUUACUAACACGUGGCUGUUUCAUAGACC
Molecule: messenger RNA, 1630 nt
Organism: Psylliodes chrysocephalus
Lineage: Eukaryota; Metazoa; Arthropoda; Insecta; Coleoptera; Chrysomelidae
Source: the annotation of a GenBank genome assembly